Colletotrichum destructivum is the source of this 1271-nucleotide messenger RNA. Its product is annotated as Putative Phosphoribosyltransferase domain, ribose-phosphate pyrophosphokinase. Gene Ontology annotation, biological process: purine nucleotide biosynthetic process; 5-phosphoribose 1-diphosphate biosynthetic process. The transcript is spliced from 3 exons. Gene Ontology annotation, molecular function: ribose phosphate diphosphokinase activity; magnesium ion binding. The coding region runs from base 27 to 611 and encodes 194 amino acids. The record is from RefSeq and is a predicted model, not a curated record. Lineage: Eukaryota; Fungi; Ascomycota; Sordariomycetes; Glomerellales; Glomerellaceae. Gene Ontology annotation, cellular component: cytoplasm; ribose phosphate diphosphokinase complex.
GAGAAGCAGUUGCUAAUGAUUGCAGAAUGGAUCUCCACGAUCCUCAGUACCAGGGCUUCUUCGAUGUCCCCGUAGACAACUUGUACGGCAAGCCUCUUAUCAAGAGAUACAUCCAGCAGAACAUCCCCAACUUCAAGGAUGCUGUUGUCAUCAGCCCUGACGCUGGUGGUGCAAAGCGUGCCACCGCUAUUGCCGAUGAGCUGGACAUGGCCUUUGCCCUGAUUCACAAGGAGCGACGCCCGACCAAGUACACCGAGCAGCGCAACGCCAGCAUGAUGCUGGUGGGCGAUGUCAAGGACAAGGUCUGCAUCCUCGUGGACGAUCUUAUUGACACCGGCAACACCAUCACCCGAGCUGCCAAGCUGCUUAAGAAGGAGGGUGCUACUCACAUCUACGCCCUCUUGACCCACGGCAUUCUCAGCGGUGACGCCAUCCCGCGCAUCAACGCCUCGGCCAUUGACAAGAUGGUCGUCACCAACACUGUCCCCCAGCGAGACCACAUGCGGGUCUGCCCCAAGCUCGAGUGCUUGGACGUCUCUCCCGUCUUCGCGGAGGCGAUUCGCCGUGUCCAUCAUGGCGAAUCCAUCAGCGUCCUUUUCCAGCACAACUAAAAGCAUCAUCACAUGGCGUUUGAAAAGAACAUCGGCUUUUGCAUCGGAGGGUUUAUUGGAUUCCAACAACUUCUAGGGAAUUUCGGCAACCGUGGCUGUUGCUUUUACAGGCGUUUAGCACAGGGAAGUGGGUGGUUGAGUGUGGCAUGUUUUCCUGCCAAGGGCAUACUAGACGUUUCCCCUUUUUUACCGACUAUCUACGACAUACCAGCUCGUUUCCCGUGGAAACAGAGCGGUUCAUAAGCAGCCCCAUCCGGCUUGCCAUAUUGCUACACACGCACACACAAACACAAACACAACACAGGAGAAAGUUACAUAGGACCUCAUCCAUAGCGAUGGUGGCUCUCUGUUCCGCACACCCGAAGAGCGGUGUUGGCUCGAAACGGCGGCUUUGCUAUACACAAACUUUCCAAGUCUUGAUGGAUUACACACUCUUGUCUCUUUUUCUUCUCUCUCUGCGAACUUGGGCUAUUUCCUUGACAAACUUGGGGGGUUGCUGGAGAAGCGGGCUCGCAGUAGUAUCGUCUUUUUCCGUCCACGCAGAACAUGAGAAUCACCGUAGAACCAGCUUCGCCGGUCGUGCACCGUGAGCGCACUCGUAGAUCAUCGUGACAUACAAGAUAGACUAGAAAUCUAGCAAUUAAGAUGAACAGAACCCAU